This is a messenger RNA of Pyricularia oryzae 70-15, 156 nucleotides long. RefSeq lists its product as uncharacterized. The coding region runs from base 1 to 156 and encodes 51 amino acids. Lineage: Eukaryota; Fungi; Ascomycota; Sordariomycetes; Magnaporthales; Pyriculariaceae. The transcript is spliced from 2 exons. The record is from RefSeq and is a predicted model, not a curated record.
AUGGAUACCUUCAGCAGUACGAAUAAUGUCUGUCGGUACAUAGGUGUAUAUUCACAGUUUCAAAUUUUCCUUUUCAACUUUGUGCCACAAAUAAUGGUGCAACUUAUGGCCGUUGCAACCGUAUCAACAUUUUUGAUCUUUCAGGCGGAUAAGUAG